UGCUUACCCGGCUCACCAAGCGACACCUCACAAUCCACACAAUCCAGCAUUCCCUCAUCAGUGACGCUCGACGCAUAGAACGCUUUAGGCUUGACAGAGAGCUCGAUACGCCGCUACGACAUAGAGAGCAGCACGACCCUUUUACACGAUCCUCCACAUCUCACGACCACUACUGCAGUCUCGAUACCGGUCUCUCUAGCCUCAAUCCUAGACGAUUGAACAGUCAGAAUCUCUACCAUACAAAUAACAUUGAAGGAAUAUUUCCGCAACCUCGACAAAUCAACGCAUAGCGACCAUAACCCUGACUGCGACACGACCACAAUCAUGCAUCACCUCAACCUCAACUUGCGUCUCCCUAUCCUUCCCCUCCUCUUCCUAGCCGUAAUCACCCUCCUCACCACAAGCCUGGUGCAAGCGCAUCGAAUAGAUAUCCCAGCGGGAGAGAAGGCUUGUUUUUUCGAGGAUCUGCAUGUCGAGGAUCAGAUGACGAUCACUUAUCAGGUCGGAGCGGGCGGGAACAUGGAUAUCGAUUUCUACCUUCAAGACCCAACCUCGGCGACCCUGUCCAGCAUCUACCGCAAAUCAACGGGAACCUACGCGCUCACAGCGGCGAAAGACGGGAGAUAUACGUAUUGCUUCAGCAACGAGAUGAGCAGCGUCAGUCCCAAGGUCGUCAGCUUCAACGUCCACGGAGUGCUCUACGUGGAAGAUUCUGGCGAGGUCGCACCCGUCGAGGCCGAGAUCCGGGCCCUGUCUACGGGACUGCAGGGGGUCAAGGACGAGCAGGAGUAUAUCGUCGUGAGGGAGAGGGUUCAUCGGGAUACUGCCGAGUCGACAAACGACCGGGUGAAAUGGUGGUCCAUCGUCCAGAGCUUCUUGCUCGUCGCCAUCUGCGCGUGGAACGUGACUUAUCUGAAGAGCUGGUUCGAGGUCAAGCGGGUGUUGUAGGCGCCGAGGGUGCACGUAUUAUCUAUGAACAGCCUCUCUCUAUCUCUGUCUUCAUGGGAGGAGAAGAUGGUGGCCUCUAGUGUGUAAUGUUUUCUGCUAUGCAACUACAUGCUCGAUCAUACCGUAAUCAAGAUGACCAGGGG
Messenger RNA from Filobasidium floriforme, 1091 nucleotides. Its product is annotated as supernatant protein factor, C-terminal domain-containing protein. Bases 325 to 948 code for a protein of 207 amino acids. The transcript has 6 exons. Gene Ontology annotation, biological process: intracellular protein transport; protein retention in ER lumen; Golgi organization. The record is from RefSeq and is a predicted model, not a curated record. Gene Ontology annotation, cellular component: COPII-coated ER to Golgi transport vesicle; endoplasmic reticulum; Golgi apparatus. NCBI's taxonomy places the organism in Eukaryota, Fungi, Basidiomycota, Tremellomycetes, Filobasidiales, Filobasidiaceae.